AUGCUGGCAUCAGCUUGCUCCGUGGUCCAGUAUGGCCACAUCGGAUCGCAGUCAGCGGCAUGCAGCCUACAGCUGAUAUUCCCUGCCACAUUCCACCCCCGUCAGACGUGUGACUACGAGGACCUACAACGUGAUGCCACAUACGAGCAGGUUGUGCGCAGACUCGACGGGCAAGAGCUCGCUCCUAUGCAAGGCGACGUCAUCGUUGUAGCUGACAUCGACGAGAUCCCUCGUCCGCAAUCUCUCCUUGUUCUUCAGUCUUGCAACUACCCGCGGGGUCUCACACUUCCGCCCACGUUCUACUACUACUCCUUCAAGUUCCUACACACUGGACCGGAAUGGCCACAACCCCCAAGCGACGUACUAUCAGGGUUGGCGCACCCUCUCGCCCACGAGCCUGCGCAACGGGGACGGCGGCUUGGUGCCGCUCCGUGGACAGGAAAGGGGAGUGCUUCAAAAUGA
This is a messenger RNA of Cordyceps militaris CM01, 462 nucleotides long. RefSeq names its product glycosyl transferase family 17 protein. The record is from RefSeq and is a predicted model, not a curated record. Gene Ontology annotation, biological process: protein N-linked glycosylation. Gene Ontology annotation, cellular component: membrane. Gene Ontology annotation, molecular function: beta-1,4-mannosylglycoprotein 4-beta-N-acetylglucosaminyltransferase activity. NCBI's taxonomy places the organism in Eukaryota, Fungi, Ascomycota, Sordariomycetes, Hypocreales, Cordycipitaceae. The transcript has 3 exons. Bases 1 to 462 code for a protein of 153 amino acids.